Molecule: messenger RNA, 3078 nt
Organism: Hydatigera taeniaeformis
Lineage: Eukaryota; Metazoa; Platyhelminthes; Cestoda; Cyclophyllidea; Taeniidae
Source: the annotation of a GenBank genome assembly
AUGGGGACCCGUGAAGAAGUUUCAAAACAAACGUCAUUUCUCGAUAGUGGGGUCUUGUUGCAGGCUACAUCACCUAGUUCUCUCAAGGAAAGGACUGUUGAUCUCCUUGUUAACGGGUUUAUAAAUGCCAAUGAAGACUGGAAUUCUAGACGACUUCGAUACAAUUUAAAGAGAUAUGGAAGUAUUCGAGCCGAAAAAUUGGGGAAGUCUUGCAAUGACUUCAGCAUUUUGCAUUCACAGCCUGAUUCUCCUCGGGGUUCUUUGCUCCGUCGGCAGGUCGAUCUGAUGACUCAACUUGGCACUCCGACACCUUUCUCACCCUCUGGAAUUUCUGCAUAUCGAAACAGUGCACUUAGGACACUGAGUAACCUCUUCAUGGAUACUGCUGUUAGACGUCGACGAAAUAUUAACCGAUGCAGUGGUGGUCUUGCUCUUCAUCGAAUAUCCGGGUUGGAGCCCACCAUUCUGAAGCUACCUGCUGGUACCAUUGUUUCUUCUCCUGUCCCGAAUGAGAUUUUGGUGUCUGAUACAAUUUGGCGAGGCUCAUCUGUAGCGCCCGAACCUUCUGAUCGGGGCCUCGGGGAUUUCGAUAACAGCUUAUCCAAACGUGUACCUAUGUCGACUGGAAACUCUUCGCGUUCGGCACCGGCGAAAGAUGUUGUGACUUCAAGGGAUUCCAGAUACCACAGCUGUAUUGAACUACAUGCAUACCCAUUAAAAACACCCUCUAGAAGACCAUUGGAUCUACCAUUUAGUGGACGGCGCAUAUUCUUUCCUUCAACCUCCACGUCUCAGAUAUCUAAGACUCCUGAUCAAACUGAUGGUUUUGCUGACAUGUUAGUGGACUUUGCAGUUAAGCAAACUCAAAAUUCGAAUGAUGUAGCUGCUCCAGAUUCUCGAAUUACUUCGCAUACUGAAACCAAAAUCUCGGGUGUCUCUGCUCCCUUGUGCCUCUCUGUGGCGCGUCCUCCUCCCCUCGAUCUUGGUCCCACAUCCAAAUUCAUUGAAUCACACGUUACUGAUUAUUGUGUUAAGCUGGACGGUGAGGAGUCAUCCUCAUUUCCGGACAAUCAGCAUUCCCAUCCUUCAAAAAAUGCCUCUACCAAAGAAGCAGAGUCCGGUUCCGUCACACCAUACAUCAUUCGAUCUCGUGUCAAUCGUGAUGAAAACGCUUCGACACUCAUGUCGCCUUUGACACCACUGAUCUUGUUGAAUCCUGGCCAAUCAAAUGGAGGCAAAUUCUUAGAUCAAGAUAGGCGAGAUGAGUCAUUUAGGUUGCUGGGGCAUUUCUUUCGAAGGUCGAAAAAGACAGAUGAGAUUUACCGGCAGGUGGAUGACAGCAUGCUGGAUUAUCGGCCCUACUUUACCUACAUGUUGUGCUUCAUUCAUCUCCUCGUGAUGAUAUUCGCUUGCAUUGGGUACGGUUUUGCACCAGUUGGUAUCAACUUGGAGCGCAUAGUGACCCAGCAAGUAAUGAUGCCCUCUCUAGACGUUGAGAACGUGUGCAGAGUGCAGGACGAGAAUAUUUGGAUUGGGCCACAACAGGCUGACCUCGUCCGCAUGGGAGCUCGUUUCUCACCCUGCAUGCGUUUCGACGACACCCUCAAUAAGGUGGUAGUUGAAGCGCAGAAAAAGUGGGACAGAAAAAGCGGUUGCUGUGUCAAUAUGAGAGACGCCACCUGCUACCAGACAAGCCGUCUGUUUUGCUCUCGAAGUACUUCCACGUGGUUGCACUACUCGGAUAAUCAUGACCUAUUAGUGGCUGAGGCAUUGUUUACUCCACAAAUGGAGGGUCGCACCUUUCACUCCGACUUUUAUACUCUCGGAUCGACCACUCGUCCAUCCAUUGGACCCGUAUGCGGACUGGAUCCUGAUUUUUGUGCCGAGCCGCGGUCCACCGGACCAUUCACAUGGUCCUCUACCGAUGUCACUGAAUGGCCCACAGGUCACAUGGUGUGCUGCCUCAUUUUGGUCACUUGUUGCACUGACCUUUCGACAACAUCCAUGUUGAAGCUUACUGGUGUCCUCUCCUGUUUGCAUCCUGUCUCACCUUACCAUACUCUUCACACGUACUUAUGCAUACCUGCCUUACAGAUUUGUCUAAAACCUGUCAACACCUCCUCGCUGGCCGGUUUUGCGCCUCACAUGGAGUGUGAAACGGUAGCGCGACCCUGCUGUGUUGGAGUCAAGGGAGAGUGUAUCAUCACCACUCCAGUACAUUGCAGCUUCCUUCAAGGUCGUUACCACAGUGAAGCUCGCCUCUGCUCCCAGGUUCACUGCUUACAGGAGGUUUGCGGUAUGAUACCCUUCGUCAAGCCCUCUAAACCCGAUCAAUUGUCGAGGCUAUUCAUUUCACUGUUUCUACAUGCAGGGAUUUUGCAUUUGGCACUCAGUUUGUUUAUCCAAUUGACUGUGAUGCGCCACUUGGAGAAAUUGCUUGGUUGUGUUCGAAUUGCCACAAUCUUUAUCCUCUCGGGAUGCUUCUCUGGUCUGGCCUCUGGGAUUAUGCUACCAUACCAUGUUCACACAGGGCCGACUGGAGCACACUUUGCGCUGUUUGGAGUUAGUUUUAUGGAUUCACUGCAGACAAUUGACAUAUUUGUGUCGCCUUGGUCGGUGAUCCUCAGGCAGGUGGUGCUGGUGCUUUUUGGGUUUUUUAUUGGUUUUCUCCCUUGGCUGGACAACUACGCCCACAUCUCAGGUUUUGUUUCCGGCAUUCUGCUGGCCUACGUGUUUGUGCCCUACCUCGGAUACGGCAGCAAGAACCAACUCACUGUGAUGCGUGUCUCCAAUCUAAGCAAUCAGACCACGGCUGGUGACUCCGAUUACGAAAUCUACCAACGCAAACUGCAGGAGCUGUUCGUUCAUAUGCGUCGUCGCAAGUUGAAGGUUAUUGUGACUUGCAUGGCUACGUGGCUACUGCUCUUUUUCCUUCUUCUUUUGGUAUUUAUAAAGUGGCCAUUAACCAACUGCACGUGGUGCAAAUACUUCAACUGUCUUCCAUGGACACCUAGUCUGUGUGAUACACUUGAGGUGAAUGUGCACGCACCGGCUAGAUGCAUUAAUCCCCGCACUUGA